Messenger RNA from Naegleria lovaniensis, 1407 nucleotides. RefSeq lists its product as uncharacterized. Lineage: Eukaryota; Heterolobosea; Eutetramitea; Acrasida; Naegleriidae. The record is from RefSeq and is a predicted model, not a curated record. Gene Ontology annotation, cellular component: cytoplasm. Gene Ontology annotation, molecular function: histidine-tRNA ligase activity; ATP binding. Bases 1 to 1407 code for a protein of 468 amino acids. The transcript is spliced from 2 exons. Gene Ontology annotation, biological process: histidyl-tRNA aminoacylation.
AUGGCCAAAGUGGUAAAGGGAAUGGCUGAUUUUCUGCCAUCAUCCUUUUCUACGAAUUGCUAUCAGAAAAUAGUUCGUGUAGGAGAGAAAAUUUGUAAGACUUUUGAUUAUCAAUUUAUGCAAACUCCGAUAGUGGAAGAGCGAAGGCUUUUUGAGAGAACACUCGGAACUGACACAGACAUUAUUUCGAAAGAAAUGUUUUUAUUGGCAGCAAGGGAUCCGUCGGAAGGAAAUAAGUUAUGCUUGAGACCUGAAAAUACAGCCUCCAUUAUGAGAAGUAUUAUUGAGAAUAGUUUGUCGUAUAAACAGCGUAUUUAUUAUUAUGGACCAAUGUUUAGAUAUGAAAGGCCACAGAAGGGUAGACAACGACAAUUCCAUCAAUUUGGAGUGGAAUGUUUAGGGUCGGACCAUUACCAGUCAGAUUUGGAGUCAUUGGAAUUGGCUUUUCAAUUUUUGAGUGGAGUUUUGGAUGGUAGAACUGAUUUAUUCACAUUAGAAAUUAAUAGUAUUGGAACUUUAGAGGAGAGAGAGGCUUAUCAAAUCGAAUUAUUGAAAUUUAUUCGUAAUCAUUUGGAUUUGUUUUUUAGACAAGUCGAAAAAUCAAAUACUGAACAAGAGAAACAUGCUUUUGUCUUCUCUCAAGAUACACGGGAUCGUAUUGAUAUGGCCAUCAAAGAAAAUAACCCAAGAAGAGUGUGGAGAAUUCUGGACUCAAAACAAGAUGAGGCUCUCAUUGAGGACGCCAUUAAAAAUCACGGAAUGCCUCAAUUACAACAGUUUCAAAGCGAACAAAACAGAAUAAGAUUUGAAAAUGUUCUGAAAGGGCUAUCGUGGUUAAAUAUUCCUUACGUGAUUAAUCCUUCUCUGAUACGAGGUCUAGAUUACUAUACUCACACUACCUUUGAAUUUAAAAGUACAAAUAUUGGAGCCAAGUCAACAAUUUUAGCUGGAGGGCGAUAUGACACCCUUGCAAAGCAGUUGGGCUCACCAAACAUGAUUCCAGCAGUAGGAUGGGCAAGUGGUAUUGAAAGACUCACCAUUCUCAUGGAAGAACUCGAAAAAAACAAAACACAACCAUUCUCUCAAUUCUUGCCAAAAGUUUUUGUUGCUGUUAUUCGAGGAACAGAAAGUACCCAUGGAGUGAGCGAAGAUGAUUUGGCACGAUUUGCAUUGAAUAUUUCUCAACAACUUCGUUCCCAAGGCUUUACUGUGAACUAUUUGGAGAAGGGAAACUUAUCAAAACAAUUGAAGCACGCUCAAUCAAACAAGUGUUUGCUGAGCUGCAUCAUUGGAGACGAGGAGUAUGUGAAACAGCAAGUUCUUUUGAAAAAUCUGGACACUGGAGCACAACAGCAUGUCUCUCUUGAAAACCUAGGAAAUGCCAUUCAUUCGAUUUUUAACUCUUAA